Malaya genurostris is the source of this 1914-nucleotide messenger RNA. RefSeq names its product polyserase-2. The record is from RefSeq and is a predicted model, not a curated record. The coding region runs from base 19 to 1743 and encodes 574 amino acids. Gene Ontology annotation, molecular function: serine-type endopeptidase activity. Gene Ontology annotation, biological process: proteolysis. The transcript is spliced from 5 exons. NCBI's taxonomy places the organism in Eukaryota, Metazoa, Arthropoda, Insecta, Diptera, Culicidae.
ACCACUGCAGUUGUAAAAAUGAUUUUACGAGACGCGUUUCGGUUCUUGUUGGUUGCUGUUACGAUUGGUGGGAUACGAGCUGGUUUAGAAUGCGGUAAAGUGAACCGUCUAGCCGGUUACGUAAUUAACGCAGAAGAAACGGAAAACGUUUGGCCCUGGCAUGUGGCCUUGUACAAUUCCACCAACGAUUACAUUGCGGGAGGUUCCAUCAUCAGCGAGCGAUUCGUGCUGACAGCAGCUCAUGUGACCUUCCGGAAUGAACAUAUCGCUCUGCAUCCGUUUGAAUUGCACGUCCGCAUGGGCAUAAAGGAUCUGAGGGAUCCGCAGAAUUACACACGAUAUGCGAAUGUGUCGAAGAUUAUUCGAUAUCCCAAUUAUGAUACGAAGCUAAUGGUGAACGAUUUGGCCCUGCUGCAACUGACGAAUGCAAUUGAGUUUAGUUCUUACAUUUCUCCGAUCUGUUUGUGGCCUGUUGGGGGACCAAACUUGGACGAUCUGGCAGCAACCGAGCAGGGUACGGUUGUUGGAUGGGGCUACACAGAGAACAGCACGAUCUCGCAAGUCCUACGGGAAGCUAAAAUGUCGAUCAUCAAUUUUCAAAGUUGUGUGGAAAAUACGAAAUCUUUCCAACCGUUGCUGACCGAGGGUCGGAACUAUUGCGCCGGGAACCGGGCAGAAACGACCGUAUGCAGGGGUGACAGUGGAGGAGGAAUGUAUUUCAUGAUUGAUUUUACGUGGUACCUGCGAGGUAUCGUAAAUCAAGGAACGCCUACGCAGGAUACUCGCUAUCCAUGCGAUCCAAAGAAGGAAGUCAUUUUCAUGGAUGUCACGUUCUACCAAAAAUGGGUUGAGAGAUACGCUCUCCCGCAGCAGCACAAUCGGUUGGGUUUGGCCAGGUGCGGUCUCGGAAGUUACGUCGAGUCUACGCAGAAGGUCAACCGGGUUCUUGCUUCGGAGAGAAAUCCAUGGAUUGCCCAUUUGCAUUAUUUGUUCUGGGAUCGGUUCUACGUGAGCGACUGUCACGGAAUAUUGAUUCAUCCGGAAUUUGUUUUGACUCUCGCCAGGUGCAUUGUGAAACAGCCGAAUCGAGAAUUGUUGCACGUAGUACUUGGUGAAGAAUCCAUCGGACCGGAUCCGUACGAUGAAAAUCAGUUUGAUAUCCAGGUUGUGAGCAUUACGGAGACAAUCGUUCAUGAGAAGUUCAGUACGCAAGGAUUUGGGUAUGACGUUGGGAUAGUUCAUUUGGCACGGAAUGCGGAUAUUCAGAAAGAUACCAUCGCACCAAUCUGUUUACCGGCAACUCUCGAGCCCACUCCUUACUACAUUCUAAACGCAUGGUAUCGACGUGAUGAUCAUCCAAAGGAACUGAAAGGAUCGCUUCUACAACCAGUUCGAUUCAGCGCCUGCAGUUCCAUGUAUCGCCGAGUGGGGAUUGUGACCGAACCGGAUUCCAAGUUAAUUUGCUUUCAACACUGUAAACUCAAGGAACAAAUUCAAGCCAACGGUACUUACAAUUGUGAGUUGAUAUACGGUAAAGAUUGUCGCGUUCCAAUGUCCGGCGGACCGGUGUUCUACACCAAACACGAUGGCUACAAUACCUAUACUUACCUGGCCGGGUUGCGAUCGUUUGGACCAGCGGAUUGCAAUGACAAACUGAAUGAUUUCUGCACGGACAUCGUAUCACUAGGACCGUGGAUCGAAAGGAUCGUAGAGGAAGAAGCCCUAUUCAUUGCAGAAGUCUGAGCGGUUAGAGCUGAAAAUUUUUAUUAGUUCGAUCCAAUGUCACUUACUUAAAGGAGAUUUUUCGUUCCAUUCAUUUUCAGGAGCACGUUUAUCCUAAACAAUUAUUCGCAUUUUCUUAUCAGCUUUUACUGGAUACUACAUUAAAAUGGACAUAGUUCAUUUUGUGUCAUG